AUGGUUCAGUACCGAGCCGCCACGGGUCAGGACUCGACGUGGCUCUGCGAGACGGGGGGUUUGUUGUCGGUGAGCUUGCGGUUGUAACCACGGUGCUUCGAGUAGUGUAUCAAUUAAAAUAGUGCCGGGAACGCAUCCGCUCGUUACCAGCUGCCUGUCAAAAGCGGUCGUCGUCGCAGCUGGUACACGCGAUCCGCUCUCGACGAUCGAUCGCUCGCGUCGAUCGACGCCACAGGGGAUGAUAGUUCGCCGAGGGUUCUGCACCGUGCACCAGCGAGUGUGAUCGACGGGACGCAUGCAUCUUCCUCGGAAACAGUGGACAGUCGUCGGUCUGACGCGUGUGUCUACGACGAACUCAUGGAACAGUGAGCGCACGUGGUUCGAGCUGUGCUACCCUCGCGAAACGGACCGGGUGGUCUGCAAGAGUCGCGGAAUCGGCGCCGCUGCUCGCCAGAAAACUAAUCGCCGGGCGGCCGGUUGAUAUCGACGCGAGAGAAUUGAAUUACGCCGAUCGCCGGUCCCCGCGGAACGUCCUCGCGUCCUCGACCCUCUUCGCUUUUCUGCGCCGCGAGCAACGAGCCGUGAGAUAGGGGCAAACCCGCUCUAGUUCAUUCGGGGCCAGUGGCGCAGUAAACUAGAGCCGUGUCUAGUAGCCGUGCUUGCGGUCUAGCCAGACCUCAAGACCGACGAUUUUCACGAGACGGGAUUCCAAACGACCAAGGCCCCGCUUCUCUCCAUCGAGGAACGUAUCGCCGAUGUCGUGCCGCGCCGUGGCCAACGCGCGGCUCCACCUGGUCAAUUACCUCGACCGGCUUGUCCAUUUUGCUCGCCGAUCUCACUGCCAUUUUUUUCUAGAAAAAAAAGAAAGAACCGUAGCCUGUUAGCAGCGCGCGUCUUUACGCCGUACGUCCUUUCGCUCCGAUCCUCGGGCCACGUGCUCCGAAUUUUCUCGCCGGAGGAAAACGCGAUACCCUGCGCAGGCUGUUACACCAACCGUUCACGAGGCUGUUCUCGGCGAGGCGGCAGUUUCCGCUCAACCAGCAGCAGUUUGCGAUUCUUUGUCCGGGAUUAAUUGUUGAUCGAGCCACGGCCUCGGUGAUUAGGCCAGCCCGGAGGCGAUCGGCGCUGUAUCGAAUCGACGACAGAGGCCUGCAGGGUCGUUUGCGGAACGAUUACCAUCGAGGCGUCGAGGAGCAGUUAGAGCGAUCGAGUAGCAAGUGGUCGUUGCCCGUUGGAACGAAAACUGCGAUAGAGUCCAGGUGGUCGGAAAGCCGGCGGAACGAUGCCGAUGCCGGCGACGACGGCGCAAUGCAGCACCGGCUACGGCUACAGCAACAACAACAGCAAGAACAACAACAACAACGGCAAGCCGAGCGAGAGGAACGGGAACAACCGGGCCUGCAACAGCAGCAACACUGGUCGCAAUUAGUGGCGGUUCGUGCCGAUCGUGAGACCAGGUAACCGCUAAAAGGGCGGCGGCGGCGGCAGGUUAGGUCCGUCGAGGCCAGGCGUUAAGGAUUCGAGGGUGUGUGCAGUGCGCGGAAGAGAGACAAAAUGUGGUGGAGGUGCCAGUGGAGUGUCGCGACUACAACCACGGUGUUCGUGUUGGGGAUUGCCACGGUGUACUCGCAGCUCGAGAUAUCUGAUCUGGAUAAGCCAAUUCCCAUCGUCGAUGUCAGUGGGGUGCAAGGCGACAAGACCGACCUUCCUUGUGACAUUCGUACUGCCGACAACGACGGUGUCAGCAUAGUAUUAUGGUACAAAGGUGGCAACGAGGAACCAAUUUACACCUACGACGGUCGCGGUGGACGACAGUUCGACAGCACCCGCCUUUGGUCAUCGCCGACGGCGCUUGGGAAAAGAGCUUUCUUUGUCACAGAAUCGAAUCCUGCUCACCUCACUAUCGAUCGAUUGCAGCUUAACGAUGAAGGAAUCUAUUCGUGCCGAGUGGACUUCAAGAAUUCGCCCACCAGGAAGCAAAAGAUUAAUCUGACUGUUAUAGUGCCUCCGACGACGCCGGUGAUACGGGACCCGACCACGAGGAAUAUCUCAAGGAUAGAGGAGCUCUACAACGAGGGAAGUGACGUGAACCUGAUUUGCGAGGUACAAGGUGGCAGGCCGCCCCCGAAGCUGACGUGGUACCUCGAGAACAACGUGAUAGACGAGUCCUACGACAACCUCCAGUCAGGGUUGACGGUUAACCGCUUGUCUUACCCUAAAGUUGGCCGGCAACACCUCAAGGAUCGGUUGAUCUGUAAAGCCAGCAACACUAACUUGGUCACGCCGCAGACGAGACUGGUCAUCCUGAACAUGAACCUGAAGCCACUGGUCGUACAGAUUUUGACGAAGGAGCCUCGAGUUUCCGCUGACAAGAACUACGACGUGGAGUGCUGGACAAAUGGUUCCAGGCCAAAUGCGGUAAUUACAUGGUGGAAGGCGAACGAACAGAUUAAGACAAUGGUAAAGAAUUACGUGGAAAACAAUCUGAGCAUCCUAAGCUUUGUGCCAAGUAUCGACGACGAUGGCAAGUAUCUGACGUGUCGCGCCGAAAACCCGGCCCUCCCGAACAGUGCUUUGGAGGACAAGUGGAGGCUGGACGUGCAGUAUCAGCCGCUGGUGACUCUCAAGAUGGGCAAGACAUUGAAUCCAGAUGAUAUCAAAGAGGGCGACGACGUAUAUUUCGACUGUUCGGUCAGAGCUAAUCCGAAAGCGUACAAACUCGCCUGGUUCAAGGACGGAAAAGAGUUGAAGAAUAAUGCGACCGCGGGUAUAGUGCUAAGCGAUUACUCUUUGGUUCUCCAGGGCAUAACCCGGUACUCCGCCGGUGAUUAUACUUGUCUUGCUGCGAACAGUGAGGGGAAGACGGACAGUAAUCCUGUGGCUCUUCGAAUAAUGUAUACCCCGGUCUGCAAGGAAGGUAGAAGCGAAGUGGUGGUCGGCGCCCUGAAGCAGGAAACCGUAUCGUUGGUGUGUUCCGUGGAGAGUCAUCCACCACCGUUGACUUUCCACUGGACAUUCAAUAAUUCCGGGGAGCUGGUGGAGGUUCCUCAUUCUCGUUACUCUCACGUGCCAGCGCCCGGGACACCGUCCGUUGCCGAAAGCCUGAAAGAGUACCAACAAUUCCACGGAUCCAAGCUAAACUAUACGCCCGCAACGGAAAUGGACUACGGCACGGUGGCGUGCUGGGCGAGUAACCAGGUUGGCAAACAACGAGCACCGUGCCUGUUUCAGGUAAUAGCAGCGGGCCGGCCAUACGCUCUCCACAACUGCACCGUGACGGAAAUGUCGGCGCCCUUGGAUGCGGAGGAGCUCGGUGCGAAAUCGGGCACCGGCCUAUUGGUUCGUUGCCUGGAAGGAUACGACGGCGGUCUUCCGAUUUUCAGCUACCAGCUGGAAGUGGUCGCCGACGAGGACGGCGGGCCGAUACUGCUGAACAAAACGGUGCCGGCGAGCCCGAACGGGCCGACGUUCGAGGUGGCGGGCCUGACCACGGGAAGAAGCUAUCGACUUUUUCUCUACGCGAUUAAUGCGAAGGGGAGGAGCGAGCCUGCCAUUCUCGAGCCGGUGACCCUGAAAGGCGUCGCCAUGUACACGACCGGCACCACGGACGCAUCGAUGCUGAGCCCGUUGCUGUUGGGUCUGGCAGCAACAGCGACUCUUUUGGCCCUGGCCGUAGCUGGAAUCCUGGCGGCGCUCUACCGGAAGCACUCGAACGGCCGGUCCGGAAGUCCAAAGCACGCUCCCAUCGUGUGCGAGCCACCUAAUGCAGGUGCAACUACCCCGAUACACUCUCAGACCAAGCAGGCGGUCGAUGACAUCGAUCCGGACAUCAUACCCAACGAGUAUGAGAGAAGACCCCUAACAUACACACCGAUAUACAAGACACCCCCGCAAAGAAGAAAGAAGGAUCGCGCCACGGACGACUCGAUCUCGCCCGAGAAACGACCGAUCGUGCAACACGGAUUGGAUCUACCGUCGGACCCGAUCCUAAGCGAUUGUCUGCCAACGCCAACCAUAAAUUACCCCCAGAAUCAUAUCCCUCAGUCGAACACUUACAACCAUACGCCCACUAUGGCGGACUUCAAGCAAAUCGCAAUGGAUGCUUACAAUCAGCGUAACAACCAAAAUGUCUACUACAGUCUGCAGAGGUCGAGCAAAGGGCUCUCGUCGAUGCCGCAGAGGCCGGUGUCUUCGUCGAUCUCCGCGCAGGGCAAGUUCCAUCAGCCGGAAGUGGUAACGCGCUCGAACCGGAUACAGGAGAGUUGUAUAUAAAUCCGAAUACACACUGACAAAAAGAGACACAGCAAGGGAGAGAAAAUGAGGGUGUGAGAGAAAGAGUGCGAGAGAGGGAGAGAGAGGGGGGGAGA
Molecule: messenger RNA, 4367 nt
Organism: Megalopta genalis
Lineage: Eukaryota; Metazoa; Arthropoda; Insecta; Hymenoptera; Halictidae
Product: protein turtle homolog A
Molecular function (GO): protein binding
Source: RefSeq, a predicted model, not a curated record